Nymphalis io (European peacock) is the source of this 5412-nucleotide messenger RNA. RefSeq names its product complexin (gene cpx). Gene Ontology annotation, molecular function: syntaxin binding. Gene Ontology annotation, biological process: synaptic vesicle exocytosis; regulation of neurotransmitter secretion; neurotransmitter transport. NCBI's taxonomy places the organism in Eukaryota, Metazoa, Arthropoda, Insecta, Lepidoptera, Nymphalidae. The coding region runs from base 242 to 625 and encodes 127 amino acids. The record is from RefSeq and is a predicted model, not a curated record. The transcript is spliced from 4 exons. Gene Ontology annotation, cellular component: terminal bouton; SNARE complex.
CAUUCGCGACGGAAGGUCGUCUCGUGUUCACAAUGUAAUUUCUCGUUUACUCUUACUUCUUUCUGCUCUCCUAGUACUAGUUAACGAUACGUAUCAUGUAUUCUCUAUAGAAAAAAUUGGUGCUCAAAUAAAUAAAUUCAAAAACAAAUAAAAUUGAUAUUUUUAUAUAGAAAGCUUUGUUAUGGCGAUUUGAUAGAAUUAGGGUUAUAGUCAAUUUAUUGAAGAAAGUGAAAACUCCACGAUGAACUUCAUAGGCGCGGUUGGUGGUGAUGGAGAUGACAGCGACGAUAAGGAGAAGGAAGAAGAAGCGGAACGCGAACGUCAGGAAGCGAUCCGUGAGGCUGAGGAGCGACGCAAGGAGAAGCACCGCAAGAUGGAAGAGGAGAGAGAGAAGAUGAGGCAGGAGAUCAGGGAUAAGUACAAAAUUCCCAAGAAGGAGGAGAUUGCCGAGCAGCAGCAACAGGAGCCUGACAAUCCUCUUAUGAGGAAGAAGAAGACGCCUGAGGAACUGGCGGCUGAGGCGGAGCUGGAAGACCAGGACGAGUUCACUAAAUUGAAAAACACCAUCGAGACGCAAGUGAACGAACUCAAGUCGCAGAUCGAGAGCAAGUGUGUGAUGCAGUGAGGAGGACGUCGCGACCCGUACUCUAUUAUAUUAACCGAAUACAUGAUGUAGCUGUUACUGUGCUAAACCAUUGUUACAAAGCCUCACCCGAUCACCCGAUCACCCCUCGUCCCGACCGCAAACCAUUUCAGGAAUCAUUCGCGCUCAAAUAUUUGUGUAGGAAAUAUUUCUAAAUUAUUUCGGAACCUAGUUGGCUAGUGGCGCGUUGGUGCUUGAUAAUGAGCAAUAAUAUUUUUAUACAUUCAUUAAACGUGAUGAGCGGCCAUCGAUACAACCGAGAGUGUAGAAUGAGAUUCAAGUCUCGUAACGUUAGGUCAAAGUCAAAAAGCCAUCGCUACAUACCGAACGGCCCACAGCUCGUAGAUUGGAAACGAACCUGUUAUAUAUGUUGACGCUUGUGAUAUAUUGUUAUUUAAGUGUAAAGUGAAAAAGUAAAUUUUUAAAUACAACUAGAACGGUGUAAUAUUUAUAAAAGGAGGGAAUAUAAACGUAAUUUAGAAGUUAGCACGCGUGUAGUUGGCUCAAUACUCGACUCACUCAUCCUCUCGUCUCCUCUUCGGAAUUCGGACUUACAUUAAAAUAACAGUGUAUUCGGUCUUAUAAAUAUUUGUUUUCAUCCAAAUUCCGCUCGGCUUGAUGUGUACCUUGUUGUAAUGGCUUGCGCUCCGCUCACUCUUCGGAUCUUCAACUUUUGCCUCGAAAUCUUUUGCAUGCGUGCUUAUGCAGUGUAUCGAUAUCGUGUCAGUGUAACUGUAUUUUGUUUAGAUGUAUAUACCUUUAAUCGACCUAGCCUUAAUGUCCACAUCGAAGAUAUAAUAGGUACAAUAUUGUUACUGGCACGGCGACGACGGGACGACACGACGACGCUACGACGCGUCCCGCUCGCCGCCAGUGUUCUUGCAUGUUUAAUAUAAGAACGAUGUUCGUUUAGAGUAAUAUAAUGUUGUAGAUAACAAGACCUCUUGUUGUUUUACCGUUGAAUCAAGUUAGCGUAGUUGACGCGAUUCUUAAUGUUUUAUCGAUGUUUUAUGCUUAGGAUAAAGUAACAUUGUUUGAGCAAAAUUUUCGAGCGAUUAACGUUACGGCUUCGGUGGAUUGAAUAAAGCAGAGUACACGAAGCGACGCCUGCUUGGAUGGCGAACGUCCAAUCGGGCGUGGGUUCGGCGAGUGAGGCGGAUGUUGGUGAUGUUAUGUUCAAGGCUAAUGGUUCGAAUAUUUGUCUCAGCAUAUUAAGCUGCAAAUGCAAAAGAUUUGUUAUCGUCAAAAGCUGUGAUAUAUAAAUAAAAUAAACUAAAGCUGUGCGCCAGACGCGGCCAGACCGCUCGCGUUACAUAGUCACUUUAGCUUCUUGGUAACUCUCUUUCAAUCUUUCACGAACUUCAAUCUCAUCUAUAAGAUCUUCGACUUCAUUCGGAUUAACGAUCGUCCACACUUUCUCGUAGUUUUAAAUAUUCUUCGUCGAUAGUUCUAUGAAAUCAGCGCAUCAUGUAUUUUCAUCGUUAGUUUUAAAAUUAUUUUAAAAUAUUAUAUUUAACCUUGUAGCGACCUUAAAGCUUGAUAGCUCGUUCAUUUUUUAAGAAAAUUCUACCGAGAUAAGUAAUUAUAUAUAACAAUAUAUAAUUAAUUGCGUAUUGAAAUCGUAUUUAAACAAACGAUAUGCAUCUUCACAAUGUAAAUACGACAAAUCAACAAUAAUUUCAGAACGUAAAUUGAGUCCCUUUAUUUUCUGAAUAUGGUUCAAACAUUACAAAGUAUUUUCAUAGCUUAUUUCAAAACGUUACUUUGAGCACGCCUUGCUGCAAUAGUCUAUAAAGAUCGUCUGCGAUGGGGAAACCUUCGACGUAAGGAGUUCGACCGUCCCGACUUCUCAACUCGGUCACAAUCUUUGUAAUAUUAAGGUAUAACAUAAACUGUUCACGGUGUACGUGUGUGUUAGGAUAGGUUUAUCAUGUAUUACGAUAGUUCGAUAUACGUGCAUGGCAAUUCUAGCUAAUCUGUUGUUCGUAGUAAAUAAACAAUAAUAAUCUUAAGAUCUUGGACCUGUUUUUUAUAUAAUUUUAAACAUGACCAAAAUUUUCUCUCAUUCCCUUUACGUAUCGCGUUCACACCUCUCGUCUUCUACAUAUACUCGUACCUAAUCCUAGAUUCUAUCUUCCUGUCUUUCUAUCUAUCGUAGACUAACUUUACUCUUCGUUGUUGGCUCUCACGUAGUAAAUAGUGGUUUAGAAAUGUUAUUUUCGUACGUAGCGAGGUUUAGGCGUAAUUAAACAUUUAAUAUAAACCCGCUAAUUGUCACUAAAUUAAAAUGAUGCUUUACUAGUUCGUGUUUUGAAUUGUAUCGUAAAAGUAUUGCAUGGUUGCGUGUCAUGAAUCUUGCAGUGUGUCGUGUCGUGUCGUUUUCUCUAUUGAUCCGUAUGUAUUUUCCUCUCGAUAUGUAUUAAGAGGCUUUUUAAAUAUCUUAUUUGUAAGCUUUCGAUGUUUGAUGUAUAGUGUUACGGUUUCAACAUUAUUUAUAAAUAAUGUAUUAGUAUAAACAUGUUGCUUGAAUGCAAAUAUUUUGAAGGAAUUUGGGUGAUAUCAAAUUAAUAUCACGAUUCGUUCUCCCGAUAUUGUUAAAAUAUUUUCUCAUUGCGAUGUAAGAACCAUCGAAAGAGAUCGUAUAUUAUUUAUUAAUGUUUAUAUUUAUUAUAUUAUAUAUAUUAAAUGAAAAUCCAGUAGCCCUUUGAAUUAGAAAUCGCAAUUAUAACUUUUAUAUCAUUGCAACAUUGUUUUCAUCUCGUAAUAAUCGUAAUGAAUUUAUAAAGAGGUUUAUACAAGGUAGAUAUGUAGUUUAGUAAUAAUUGUAAAUUAUUUAAUAAAACAAUUUAUGAAUGCAUUAUCCAACAAGACACUAUAAUAAUUUUAAGCUCUUUGACUGACCAAUUUCAGAAUUCUCUUAAACAUCCGUUGAACAAAAUUUAUCUUAUGACUCUCGCAUUCAGGGUAUUGUACGUAUUGUUGUGUAUUUAUAUCAUGUAUUCUUUCAUUCUGAUCUUUUAGACACUGACUUUUUGGCCUGCGAUGGCAUUCAGAAUUUCAUACUUAAUCUUUGAUUAGAUUCACUAUUUCGUUAUCAAAUUUACUUCAAUACUAUUGUAGGAUAAUGAAUCGGAUAUGGCUAUUCGUAUGACGCAAUCGUAGCUUAAGACAUACAGGAAAUGCGUGUGCGUAUCUUUGUAUGAGUGUGUGUGUGAGCGGACGAUAUUAUGGUGGAGUUUGAAUGAGUGUAUGAUCUGUAUUGGUGAUUGAAUGAGGUUGAUGAACGGUGAAAUAAAAUUUCAUUUUUUAAAUUAACAAUUUAAUAUUUCGCGGUGAUUAAUAUUCGAAUAUAUGUUACCCUUGCGUCAUAUCAAUGGGAACAGAUGUUUUUUUUUUCAAAUUCUUAUUAUAGUUUAGCAAACUGACAUAGUUACAACUAUUAUAUACCUACAUUGUUAAACAUUUAUCAGAUAGCGUUAUGUAUGCACUAGGAAAUAGGAGACACUUGAUGCGUUUGCUACUUUAAUAUCAAAUUAAAUAAUAUCUAAAUUUGUAUGACACUUAAUACGUUGAAAUAAUAAUGAAUGAUAACUAAACAUAAAACUAGACAUCUAUUAUUAAAAAUUUAUCAUAUUUUAGUAGCAAAUACAUUGUACCUGAUCCUACCACUAUUACAACCAUCAACUUAAAAUAUUCAUCGCAAAGGGUUUGUUUUAUUUUUAUUUUUAAUUUGUUUAAAUUAACGAUGAUAGCGACAGGAUCAGGUUUAACCCAAUACCGGUACAAACGACAAUCUAGAGACAACGACACAUCACACCAACACGAGCUUUGACACAGACGCCAGUAUUACACGAUUGUUAUAUGUAUUUAGCCUUUUCCGAAUUGUAUAGAGAUUAUUUUGUAUCAAAGAACUGACUUGAAGUGCCACAGACCAUGUUGUUGCGCUUUCUUUUACAUAAUAAUUUAAACAAUAUAUUUUCUAUAUUGUACGUUGAAAUCUUGAAUGGUCGCGUUCGUUUCGUUAUUAGUUGAAUGUUAACACGUCACAGAGUACGGUGGAGGAAAAUAAUCGUUAUCUUUAUCUAUCUAGCAGUUGACUCUUUCUCGUAGAAACUUCUAGAACAAUGAUUUCCUUCCUCGACGGUGCUCUGCUUCAACGAUAUGUUCGAAUAUAAUAGUAAACGGCUACUAUACAACCACCUUACCGCGUUAGCUUUUAAUAUUAGUGACAUCUAGCGUUAAAAUUGCAAGUUUACCGAUAAAUUAAUGCAAGAAUGUGUAAAGCGAAAAAAAUAUAAGUGAAACGGAUUCACGUUGUAUUGUUAUUAUAAAGAUGCGGUUGAAAGUUUAUCCAGGAUUUAAACUUAGAAUUAUGGAGAAAAACGAAAAUGAGGUUAUUGUUGAAAAUGUUUUUAGGUAAAUAAAAUUGAAUUGAGCUUUCUUGAGACUUGUUGUUAUUAAUAAGUUACGUUUCGUUCGCUGGCCCUGGCUGUACAGAAACUGCCAUUCAAUAUUGGUCUUUAUCUCGGAUGAUUAAAGUUUAGUUUUCACUGUUUCUAUCACUUAUGUAGUCUCGUAAUGUUAGGCUUGUUUGCUAAAAAUUAUUUAUCGUCUUACUGUUGCGAAGCAUUGUUAAAUUUAUUUACUGGGUCCUUAUUAGUUAUGUAUAAAAGUUUAGAGGUAGCCAUUUUCAUAUUAACUUUACUGUGAGUUUGAAAGUGGAUUGUCUACCAUGUUGUUAAAUAAUAAUAAACUACAUUGUACCACCA